AUAAGAUAAUAUGUGAACAUUUGAUCUCUAUCUGGCCUGAAACAGUGAAACACAAGAAGCUGGCAGAGACUUUGCUUCCUUGUAGCUGUACCUUCGUCACAGUCUUUCCCUGUCUCCUGACCGCAUGUAUCGGAUCCUCUGCACACCUGCAGACCUACUUCAUUUAGGAGAAAAUUGGAUCAAACUGAACAAACUCACAGGUCAGUGUCUCCGAGAGUGACAAUGGCUACCAGUGACAGCACUGCUCCUCGGGUCACCUUCUUAAAUGUAGAAAAACAAGACGAUGAAGACAAGACAUCCAAGAACCUGGGAAAACUCACAGUGAAAUAUAACCGCAAGGAACUGCAGCGCAGGAUUAAACUAGAAGAGUGGAUUGACACUCAAAUACAAGAACUUUACCAGACCAAGGAGGGGCUGCGAGAUGAAGCUGCAGAGCCAGAAAUUGAUAUUGAUGAUCUUUUGGAUCUUUCAAUAGAGGAGCAAAAAUGUAACCUACAGGAUAUCCUUCAAGAAUGUAUCAGACCUACACAAGAAUUCACAACGGAACUAUUAGAGCGGUUAAAAGGAUUGCGAAAAAUUUCAGCCUUGCAACGCAAAUGAUGAUCCCGAGAAACAUUCCUAAGACUUCAUUCUUCAGAAACCCAUUGUGAUGCUGCCAAGACAAAGCAGUGACAGUGAAUUCUUGGACAUAACUUUCAUAUUAGAGUUUUAAUAUGGCAAUUCCAACUUGGUAUAUGAAAAAAGAAAUGAGAAGAUACUGAGUUUUUUAUGUCGAUUACCCUUUUCGUACUUCACUGAGCCUGAUGGCAGCACGGCAAAUCCAUAUGAUAGUGAAGGUGACUGCAGUAAAAACUGUAAAAGAAGCUGACCUCCAACAUAUCCACCAUAAUGCUUCUAAUGACCACUGCUUAUUGAAAACAGCCUGUUUAAUAUGACAUCAUGGAGCACUUUACAUCAGUUCUGAACACAUGCUUAUCUUUAAGUGAUGGAAAAUACAGCGGUGUAUUCAUUUUCAAUUUAGACAAUAGUAAUUGAAUGUUAUAAACACAAUUUCCAGCUAUGACUAGUAAUGCCUU
This is a messenger RNA of Rana temporaria (common frog), 1076 nucleotides long. RefSeq names its product protein phosphatase 1 regulatory inhibitor subunit 14D (gene PPP1R14D). Gene Ontology annotation, molecular function: protein serine/threonine phosphatase inhibitor activity. NCBI's taxonomy places the organism in Eukaryota, Metazoa, Chordata, Amphibia, Anura, Ranidae. The record is from RefSeq and is a predicted model, not a curated record. Gene Ontology annotation, biological process: regulation of phosphorylation. The coding region runs from base 223 to 600 and encodes 125 amino acids. The transcript is spliced from 4 exons. Gene Ontology annotation, cellular component: cytoplasm.